AUGUCGUCUGCUGCUCGGCGGCCACACGUUCCUCUGGAAUCUUCCGUCCCUCCGAGCGCCUGUGGAUCUGCGGAUGACACGGGCGAAACCUGGAAAUGGAACAGGGGGAUCUCUUCUUCGCACCAGUUAGACACCUUUCCAAAAGGUGCUCUGGCCAGACAACCCGGCCUCGCCUCGCUCGUCUUCUCUUCCUUUCCGCAGUCGCUCAGCUCUCCUUCUCCCUCUUCGAGCAUUUUCUUCCUUAGGCGGCUGCAGAUCUACCCACAGCGCCGUGUCAUCGGUCACCGCAUUGAAAUUUUUCGGGGGAAACAUCGACGUCGACGAAUGAUUCCGCCGCGGGUUCCGCUUCACCCUCUCGCGGCGAACACGUCCGAGGAGACGGCGUCCAAAGAUAUGAAUCUGUUUGAGACGUAUCGCGACCUCCAGCUCCGGUGGAAGAAGACAUGUCGGCAGCGAAAAAAGAAAUUCAACAUUGCGCGCAAGUGGCGAAUGCCGCGAAACAUUCGGCCCCUUCCCGACCCGAGCUGGACGCUCGUCUUCCACGUCAACCCUCGCAACGGCUACCGGCGAGGCCGAGGCAGCUUCGGCAGAGACAAGGGGACAGCGGGUGCGCAGAAUGACGCCGUGGUGGCUUCGGGCGACACCGUUGCGGAGGCUGGCCACGCGGAAAACGAAGAGCACCUGCCUUCUUUCCGGCGGACUGGCGUCGAUGAGGAGGCCGCAGCCAAGGAAGAAGAAACUCUGUUCCAGUUCAUCGCGCGCCACCCCGAGAAGGGUCAAAUCGAAGGGAGCGGACGCCCACAAGGUUCCCACGGCUGGGGCAAAGGCGCGCCCCUCCCGCAGUGGCUGCACUUGCUCCAGCGAACGCCCCAGGAAGAGCUCUUCUGCGUCAUGAAGAGCAACGUGUCGACGCAACACAAGGUCACUGCCGGCGAUUUGAUCCAAGCAGAGAAGCUACACCGCAAGCAGGCAGGAGACAAGGUUGUCUUUGGCACGGUGCUCCUCGUUGGGUCUCGCGAUUGGACCAUCAUCGGCAAACCUACGGUGCCGUUCGCGAAAGUCGAAGCAACUGUGGAGGAACAAACUCUCGCUGGGGAGACGCUCAGUUUCUUCUACAGAAAGUCUCGACGCGUUUCGCGCUUUCGGAGGAUUCGUCACUGUGUGACCAUGCUCCGCGUCGACCGCAUCGUCGUCGAUCCAACUAUGGCCGUGGACCCCCCGGCGCCGAAGCCUGACCGACUGCUCGACCUGUGGGCGAACCGGUGGCUGUAUCCCGACGAGCUCGAAGAAAUCUACGACGGGCGAGAGCACCAAAAGGGGUCAUACCAGCGCCGCGGUCUCACAGCUUCCUACCGUGGCUGGAUAUUGUAUGUCAGGUGGUACCCGGAUCCUCAAUCGGCGCACUGGAGACCUUGA
Messenger RNA from Neospora caninum, 1416 nucleotides. RefSeq lists its product as hypothetical. The transcript is spliced from 10 exons. Gene Ontology annotation, biological process: translation. Bases 1 to 1416 code for a protein of 471 amino acids. NCBI's taxonomy places the organism in Eukaryota, Apicomplexa, Conoidasida, Eucoccidiorida, Sarcocystidae. Gene Ontology annotation, cellular component: mitochondrial large ribosomal subunit; ribosome. The record is from RefSeq and is a predicted model, not a curated record. Gene Ontology annotation, molecular function: structural constituent of ribosome; RNA binding.